Messenger RNA from Gilbertella persicaria, 785 nucleotides. RefSeq names its product acyl-CoA N-acyltransferase. The record is from RefSeq and is a predicted model, not a curated record. The transcript has a single exon. NCBI's taxonomy places the organism in Eukaryota, Fungi, Mucoromycota, Mucoromycetes, Mucorales, Choanephoraceae. The coding region runs from base 11 to 646 and encodes 211 amino acids. Gene Ontology annotation, molecular function: N-acetyltransferase activity.
UGUUUAAAAAAUGGUUAUCAGUUUGAAAGAAUAUGCUAUGGCACGUAGUCAGAUAGUAAAUUGGGAAGAAUUUAUAGCACAACACACUUGGGCUUCAAGUUAUCAAAAACCAACGCAUAAUAGAGUUCCUAGUCAUUGUGUCGCCAUAUACCAUCAAGUUGAUUUAGAUAAAAAAACAGUGAAAGACACUCUCUAUGUAACCACAUGGGACGAUCAAUUCAAAUCUGAAUUUAAGGAUCUUAGUCUUGCAUGGGUCAAAGAACAUUUUGUGGUAGAAGAAGAAGAUAUCAGACAGCUGGAAACACCAGAAGAAGCUAUCAUCAAGCCAGGAGGUGAAAUCUUCUUUUUAUUAGAGAGUACAGGUAGAGUUGCUGGUGUGGUAGCUAUAGUUCUUCAUGAGGGGAUAUGUGAAUUGGCAAAAAUGACGGUUAGAAAAGAAUAUACUGGCAAAGGGUAUGCUCAUAUUUUGAUGCGUGAAUCUAUUGAAUGGGCAAGAAGCAAAAAAUACCCCUUUGUCGAACUCAUGUCAAAUACGGUUUUGGAAAAUGCUAUUGUUUUGUACAAAAAAUAUGGUUUUGAAACUACCCAUCUUGGGCCUCAUUCUGCAUACGCUCGAGCCAAUAUCAUCAUGCGACUAACGUUCUAAGCAUAUUGCUGUCUCACAUUAAAUGCACAAACGUUCUCUCUCUUUUCAAGAAAAUCUUUUGACAAGUCUAUAUUUGAUACCACUUUUUCAGUCAAGCGAAAUAAACAAACUAAUAAAAGCCAUGAAAUACAAUAAAUGC